AUGAGGUUCGAAACAGCGAUUUCUUGGUCAUUGGCGUUGGCCAGUACUAGCGCUCUUCCCUCGAGCGACAAUCACUGGAAACGCGGUAAUGAAUGCGGUCCUGGCCCGGCACACGAGCAAGACUGGGAUGUGAUUGUUGUCGGUGGGUAGUUCUCCAAAGACCAGAUAUUUGGAGAGAUAGCCGACUGAUCUUGUAUUCUCCAGGCGCGGGUCCAGCCGGCAUUGUCGUUGCCGACCGCAUGAGCGAAGCCGGCAAAAAGACUCUUCUCCUAGAACAAGGCGGUCCGUCAUACUACAUCACAGGAGGUCGAGAACGACCGGGCUGGAUCAACGGAACCGACUUAAGCCGAGUGGAUGUUCCGGGCUUCUAUAAGGCCAUCUACAGCAACCCAACUUAUUCCUUGCUAUGUAACGCGACUCAGUAUGGAGCGUACGGAGCAUGUACCAUCGGAGGCAAUCAGGCCAUUAAUGCUGGUCUUUUCUUCCAGCCCCCUGCUUCUGAUUUUGACCUGUACUUCCCACAGAAGUGGAAGUCAAAGGACGUUGCCAGUGCGAUUUCGAAGCUGCGUGCGAAGCAGCCCUUUACUAACAACCCUUCCAAGAACGGGAAAUAUUACGUUCAGUCCGGGUAUGAGGCCGCGAAGAAGUGGCUUGUGGACGGCGCUGGGUACAAGGAUGUUGCGUUCAAUAAAGUCCCCAACGAGAAGACCAAGACCUUUGGUAGACCGGAGUUCAAUUACGUCGCAGGACAACGAUCCGGUGCAGUCGAGACAUACCUUCAGUCUGCCCUGUCGAGGUCCAACUUCAAGCUCCAAAGCGGUACUGCAGUCAAGCGUGUAAUCAGGGAUGGCAAGACUGCAACCGGCGUCCACACUAAGACCAACACCACCGAAUCCACCAUCAAGCUUCGACCCGGCGGUCGUGUCAUUCUAAGCGGGGGUGCCCUCUUCAGCCCCCAACUUCUUAUGCUCUCCGGGGUUGGCGAUCCUGCCAUGCUCAAGAAUCUUUCCAGCCAUGGUCUUCUCCAAGCUAACGCAUCCUCCUGGAUUAACAACACCGCGGUCGGCGAAGGUCUCUUCGACAAUCCCAACACCUUCAUCGAACUCCAGGGCCCCACCAUCCAAUCUUACGUCUACAACUACUCCUCCCCCAUAUCUUCUGAUGCUCAACUCUACCUCCAAGACCGCUCGGGCCCGUACGCUUUCGCUUCCGAAACGUCUGCUUUCUGGGACGUCAUCCACAACGCCGACGGGACUGUCACCGGUGUCCAGGGCACCAUCGAUUCCGCCGGUUACGGCGACUACACGCAGAAUAACACCAUCACCCUCAACGUCUACGGCACCUCCGGCAUGAAAUCCACCGGUCGCGUCGCACUCAAUCUGACCACUGGUGCCCCCAUGCAAGCCGCUCCCUUCUUCUUCACCGACCCUUCCGAUUCCGACGCCCGCGCCAUCGCGACUUUCAUCUACAAUCUCUUCCAGGCCCUCCCCAACUCCACUUCCGGCCUCGUCCCUCGCAACCUCGCGCAGAACUCCACACUCGCGGAAAUUCAACAGUACAUCUCCAACCCCACCGAGGGAUCGUAUACCGUCGGCAAUGUCAAUCAUUGGAGUUCGUCGUGUCGGAUCGGGAAAUGCGUGGAUUUGAAUUCGAAGGUGGUGGGCAUGGAGAAUCUCUUUGUCGUGGAUGCCAGUAUCGUCGCGCCUCUGACGGUGAAUCCGAGUUUUGGCGUUAUGAUUGCCGCGGAGAGGGCGAGUGAGUUGAUUUUGGAUCUGUAG
Molecule: messenger RNA, 1778 nt
Organism: Lecanosticta acicola
Lineage: Eukaryota; Fungi; Ascomycota; Dothideomycetes; Mycosphaerellales; Mycosphaerellaceae
Source: the annotation of a GenBank genome assembly